This is a messenger RNA of Populus nigra (black poplar), 1828 nucleotides long. Its product is annotated as cytochrome P450 81C13-like. The record is from RefSeq and is a predicted model, not a curated record. Gene Ontology annotation, molecular function: monooxygenase activity; oxidoreductase activity, acting on paired donors, with incorporation or reduction of molecular oxygen; iron ion binding. The coding region runs from base 82 to 1617 and encodes 511 amino acids. The transcript has 2 exons. NCBI's taxonomy places the organism in Eukaryota, Viridiplantae, Streptophyta, Magnoliopsida, Malpighiales, Salicaceae.
UCCUUCUGGUAGAUAAAAAAUUCAAGGCCCUUACUAUGUUAUCUUCUCUGGGAGCCUCCUGUACAUGUUCCUUGCCUUUUUAUGUUUGAAAUGGAAAGCUUGUACCAUCACCUAGCUCUCCUGUUCUUUCUUUUCCUUGUUGUUAAAAUUCUCUUCCGUCACAAGCAAAACCUGCCCCCUAGCCCUUUUGCUCUUCCAAUUAUCGGUCAUCUACACCUCUUUAAGCAUCCCCAAUCACUACAGACUCUCUCGUCACAAUAUGGGCCGAUCCUGUUCCUCAAAUUUGGUUGUAGGUCUACCCUUGUGGUGUCUUCACCAUCUGCUGUUGAAGAAUGUUUCACCAAGAAUGACAUAAUAUUUGCAAACAGACCCCAGUCCAUGUCUGGGGAUCACUUGACCUACAAUUAUACUGCGUUUGUGUGGGCGCCCUAUGGUCAUCUUUGGCGAAGCCUACGCCGUAUAUCUGUGAUUGAAUUAUUCGCAUCAAAGAGCCUCCAAAAGUCUUCAACUAUUUGUGGGGAAGAAGUUUACUCCCUGCUUCGCAGAUUGUUGAAAGCCAAAAAUGGUGUUACAGCGAAGGUGGACUUAAAGUUUUUGUUUUCUCUUCUAACAUAUAAUGUCAUGAUGAGACUGGCUGCUGGAAAGCCUUGCAUCGAUGAGGAAGUUGCUGGUACAAAGGUGGAGAAACAAUUAUUUCAAGAAUUUAAGGAGAGAUUUUCUCCUGGCCUGGGGAUGAAUAUCUGUGAUUUUAUCCCGAUUUUAAGGUUGAUUGGUUACAAAGGGCUAGAGAAAAGUAUGAAAAAGCUGCAGAGCACUAGAGAUAAGUAUUUGCAGCAUCUGAUAGAUGAAAUUCGGAUGAGGAGAACAAGUUCUUCCUCCAAAACUGCUGAAGAAUGGAAAAGAGAAGGGAAGAGCUCAGUGAUUGAAACUUUCCUGUCUCUGCAAGAUUUGGAACCUGAAUUUUUGACGGAUACAGUUAUCAAAAGUGUUCUAUUGAUGAUGUUUGUUGCUGGCACGGAAACAUCAGCAGUUACUUUGGAGUGGGCAAUGGCACUCCUCUUGAAUCAUCCAAAAGCAAUGCAAAAGCUGAAAGCUGAGAUUGAUGAGCAUGUUGGGCAUGGGCGUUUGCUGAACGAGUCAGAUAUUGUCAAGCUUCCCUACCUUAGGUGCGUCAUAAAGGAGACGCUUAGAUUAUAUCCUCCAGCUCCCCUUUUGCUGCCUCAUUUUUCAUCUGGAGCUUGCACUGUUGGGGGGUUUGAUAUACCGCAAGGCACAACGCUGGUGGUGAAUGCUUGGGCCAUGCAUAGAGAUCCCAAACUCUGGGAAGAGUCCAAUGAAUUCAAGCCUGAAAGAUUUGAGGCUGGUUUAGGAGAGCAAGAAGGAUUCAAAUAUAUUCCGUUUGGAACCGGGAGGAGAGUUUGCCCAGGUGCUAGCAUGGGUUUGCAGAUAGUUUCCUUUGCCUUAGGUGCUCUCGUCCAGUGCUUUGAGUGGGACAAGGUUGGACCGGCGGAGGACAUGAGCCAUAGUCGUCAUGGAAUUACUUCGUCUAAAGCCAAGCCUUUGGAAGCAUUGUGUUGUCCACGCCGUGAUUUGAUUACCCUCCUCCACCAUCCUUAGAGGGGUUUUGAAGGUUCUCUUCUCGCCUGGCAUUGGGCUUGAACGUCAAGUGAAUGGCCUUUCCCCCACCUUCACAAGGCCGUAUUACGUUGAUGCUGUUGGCAUUCCUUCUGAAAGUUUAUCUGUGUGUAGUCUGUUCUGUAUAAAUGCUGAUGCUGUUAUGGAUAACUAGCUAUUUAAAUGCAAUUAGAAGUUACAUUAUUUUCUCUUA